This is a messenger RNA of Morus notabilis, 1277 nucleotides long. RefSeq names its product CBBY-like protein. NCBI's taxonomy places the organism in Eukaryota, Viridiplantae, Streptophyta, Magnoliopsida, Rosales, Moraceae. The record is from RefSeq and is a predicted model, not a curated record. Gene Ontology annotation, molecular function: hydrolase activity. The coding region runs from base 134 to 1264 and encodes 376 amino acids. The transcript has 11 exons.
UUUAGUUUUGUAAUUUGAAUAUUCUUCAUAAAUAACAGCCGUAACCGCACCCCGCUCCCCCACGCUUUAUAGCUGAUGAAUAACGCAACUUCCGCCUUUCAGCCGCCAAGUCUGGUGUACUGCUCUAACCGCCAUGGAAUUCGCUCUGUGUCCAAAUCCAAUGCUCACAGCUCUACGCUUCUCCACCACCGCUAGAACUCAAUUCUGCUCUGUAACCAGAAACCACCUCAGUUUUUUCCCUCCAUUCAGCUCCAAUUUUCCCGAGAAAAUCUCUAAUUUUCUGGGAAAAUGUCCGCACACCAAUCCUCCUCUCACGCCUCUUUGCUCAAACUACCCGCCAGACUACCUCGGCGACGACGAGACCUCGUCUCAGGGACUCGGUGUGCUUCUUGAAUUUGAAGGGGUCCUUGUGGAUGCAUAUCGCCUGGGAAAUCGCCAAGCCUUUAACACAGCAUUUCGAAAGCUUGGGCUGGACUGUGCAAGUUGGAGUGAGCCUGUCUAUUUAGACCUUGUAAGGAAGAGUAUUGGUGAUGAGGAAAGGAUGCUGAUUUUGUUUUUUAACCGGAUUGGCUGGCCUACAUCACUGCCCACAAGCGAAAAGUCCUCAUUUGUCAAACGUGUUCUGCAAGAAAAGGAGACAGCAUUUAAUGAAUUUUUAGUAUCAAAAGAUUUACCUUUACGGCCCGGAGUUGAAGAAUUUAUUGAUGAUGCCUAUAAUGGAGGAGUGCCUGUGGUUAUACUGACUGCCUACAGUAGAAAUGCGGAUAAAAUAGCAAGAUCCAUAACUGAAAAGCUUGGCCAUGAAAGAGUUUCAAAGGUAAAGAUCAUCGGCAACGAGGAGGUAGAACAAAGCAUGUAUGGCCAACUUGUACGUAAUAAAGAAUUUUCUUCUGGUUUAAACGAGGAACUAGCCAAGCAGGCGAAUGAAGCAGUUUCUGCCGAGAAACAAAGGAUAGCUGAGGAAGUUGCAUCUAAGCUAAAGUUGAGUGUUAACAUAGAUACCACCUCCUCUGAAAGCUUAGGGAAGAUCAUAGCUGCACUGCGUGCAGGGGCAGAAAGUGCUUGUUUACCUGUCUACAAUUGCGUCCUUGUUGCAGGAAGCCAAUCUGGAGUGGCUGGUGCUGAGCGAGUGGGCAUGCCAUGUGUUGUUCUAAGGAGCAGUUUGACAUCUAGAGCUCAGUUCCCUUCAGCAAAAGCCAAACUGGAUGGAUUUGGAGGUGCAGAUCUGACAAUCUCGAAACUACGGCAAAAGAGAUGGUCAUGAAUAUAAAAAAUUC